Ceratina calcarata is the source of this 1688-nucleotide messenger RNA. It is a transcript of the gene Aos1, whose product is annotated as SUMO1 activating enzyme subunit 1. Gene Ontology annotation, cellular component: cytoplasm; SUMO activating enzyme complex. Gene Ontology annotation, molecular function: SUMO activating enzyme activity. Lineage: Eukaryota; Metazoa; Arthropoda; Insecta; Hymenoptera; Apidae. The coding region runs from base 184 to 1191 and encodes 335 amino acids. The record is from RefSeq and is a predicted model, not a curated record. The transcript has 9 exons. Gene Ontology annotation, biological process: protein sumoylation.
UUUUACUCUAUUUUCAAUUUGAUCAAAUAUUUUUCAAAAUCAAACUGUUGUCUCAUUCGUUUACUUGAUGAACACGAUCGUGUUUUUACGUUGGUUCCUCUGUAUCCGAUGGUGAACAUCAGUGUUUGGACGACGAAUUGUUGACAGUAGUAAAUAUUGAUGUAUUAAAAGAGAUUUCUGAAUAUGGUCGAGGAUAAAAAUCAGACUCACGAAUUAUCGUCUCAUGAGGCCGAAUUGUACGAUAGACAGAUUCGAUUAUGGGGCUUAGAAUCACAGAAACGUUUGCGAACGGCUAAGGUUCUUUUGAUAGGUUUAAAUGGUUUCGCAGCGGAGAUAGCGAAAAAUAUUAUUCUGGCAGGCGUCAAUGCAGUCACGUUUCUCGAUCACAGAAAUGUAACAGUGGAAGAUUCAUGUUCACAAUUUUUGGCAUCCAAAGAAUCCUUGGGCAAGAAUAGGGCCGAAGCAUCUUUAGAAAGGGCACAAAGUCUAAAUCCAUUGGUUUGCCUCAAAGCAGACACGUCUAACGUCGACGAUAAGACAGAUGAGUACUUUAGCAAUUUCGAUUUAGUCUGCGCGACGCAGUGUACUAUCUCCCAGCUAAAGAAAAUUAAUCUAGCCUGCAGAAAACAUGGUGUCAAAUUUUUUGCUGGCGAUGUUUGGGGAUCUAUAGGGUACACUUUUGCCGAUUUAAUGACUCACGAAUAUGCAGAGGACGUGAUACAAACAAAGAAAAUGCCAGUUAUAGAUAAUGAUCCCGUGCCUAAAGAGAAAUUUGUUAAUAUUACUGUGACGGAGAAACAUGUAGAUACUUUUGUGCCUUUCGAAUCAGUAUUGAACGUUACAAAAUCCUCGAUUCCCAAAGAGUCUGAAAUAUAUUACAUGAUGCUGAUAAUGCUCAAUUACCGUGAAAAGUAUGGGAAUGAUCCACUACCUAGUGAAAGGGAUUCCGAGAACUUUAAACUCGAAGCUACAGCCAUCAUUAAGAAAUACGAUCUCGAGGAUAAAAUAAAUCAUUUAGUAGCGGGUGACGUGUAUGCACAAAUCAGUCCGAUCUGUGCUAUCGUUGGAGGAAUUAUGGGGCAGGAGAUAAUUAAAACUGUCUCGAAGAAAGGUGCUCCGCUCAAUAAUCUGUUCCUGUUUAAUCCAGACACGUUGUGUGGAAAGAUAUUGAGAUUGGGUGACCGCUCGUAAAAUCCGAUACAUUGUGCGGGCAGCUAAGGCGAAUUCAACGCGUCGAGACGCACGGCGAGGGCACGCGAUUGGCGACGGAAUGAAAGGAUUGACCCCGUGAAACGUCCGACCUCCUACUUCACCCGACCCACGGCCUUCCAGGAAGCAUCGAUUCAUCAUGGUGUAAGAUCAUAGACUGCGCGAUGUAGCUGCGUUGAAAGAUAAGAAAGCCGAGUACGACCAAGUCGUGGUUAAAACGAAAGAUGCGCAAAAGUUAACGUCGAUAGAGCUAGAGGACGAAGUAAUUAGAAAUACAUUUAAAAAAUUGAUACGAUAUUAAGAGACGAUCGAUCAUUUAGAUGCGACGGUUGAGCACGGAACUGAUCAAUGCUGCAGGCAAGCUCUCCGAGUUGGAGAAGAUCGUUGAAAAAGUACAGGAACCUAUCUCUCCCGUGGGAACGCCAACGGUCCGGCGGUUCACCGAUUGUCAUUAAGCCGUAGUUGAUUUUCAGUACAAG